CAGGAGCAUAAGAAGCAACUCUCAAAAUGAGGAUUCAUAGCCAGCUUUGUUUUCUUGCAAGCCUGGUGCUUGUUAUUUACACUGCACCGAUUUUAAAGUACGCUGACAAAGAUGAAGCCACUGCAGAGCAUUACCUGCAGAGCUUCUACACUCUAACCGAUAUAACAAAUGAAACAACAGCCUUCCGAAGAGAAACCAGUCCACUGAUUGAGAAGAUGAAAGGGAUGCAGAAGUUUUUUGGACUUAAGGUCACUGGCAAGCUGGACAAAGAAACACUGAAGGUGAUGAAGAAGCCCCGCUGUGGAGUUCCAGAUGUUGCUGCGUACUCCACAUUUGGAGGCAAACCCAAAUGGCAGACCAACAGGCUCACUUACAGGUGUGUGUAAUAACAGUUCUCUUGGUCUCACACAAAAAAGAGUUUUAGGAGACUAUGGUGCUUCUCAAGGCCGGAAUGAUCAUUGGGCUUGACUGUGCUGCCAUUACCAGUUCACAUUGUUUGGUUUGUUCAGCCAUGACAGUCAAAAAUUAUUAGUCUCAUUUCCACUGUGCAGACAAAGCACUAAAUGGA
Molecule: messenger RNA, 568 nt
Organism: Carassius carassius (crucian carp)
Lineage: Eukaryota; Metazoa; Chordata; Actinopteri; Cypriniformes; Cyprinidae
Product: stromelysin-2-like
Exons: 2
Coding region: 27-386 (119 amino acids)
Biological process (GO): collagen catabolic process; extracellular matrix organization; proteolysis
Cellular component (GO): extracellular matrix
Molecular function (GO): metalloendopeptidase activity; zinc ion binding
Source: RefSeq, a predicted model, not a curated record